AUGGAAGAAGCGAAGCCAGCUGUGGCUCCUCCAGUUCCUCCGGCGACGAAGAAGAGACCACUCGACUCCAAGGGCCCCUCCAAUUACUUCAAGCUUCGUGCCGUCAUUCGAGACCUUCGUCCUCACUUUUUGGAGGUUAUCCGAACUCCUGACUACAAAAAUUGCAAGGCAUCACUUGAAAUUCAAGAACAGCUGAAGAUUGUGAUCAAGUUAUAUGAAAACAUGAAGGCAGAUGCGGUUUCACUGGCGAAGUCUAAGAACAUGCAAGAUGGCCAAACGAAAGCUGGUCAGAAUAUGGAUCACAAAACACUGAAAGAGCAGCAGCCUCAACAUGUGAAGUCUCCAGAGGAGAUUCAAGUAGAGAAAUCGUUUGCGCAGCCAUCUGAAAUUAAACAUACUCCACCAGUUCUUACCUUUCAGAAGAAGCUUGAAGAUGGCCACUCACAAGGGACAUAUGUAGUUGGAGGAUCUGCUUUUGGCUGGAAUUUCAUCACCUUUUCAGGCAAAGAACCUGUCUAUUCUGGUAUGACAAAGGAACAAUUUCGAUCAGGAAAAGUGACCUUGUAA
Messenger RNA from Sphenostylis stenocarpa, 567 nucleotides. NCBI's taxonomy places the organism in Eukaryota, Viridiplantae, Streptophyta, Magnoliopsida, Fabales, Fabaceae. The record is from the annotation of a GenBank genome assembly.